This is a messenger RNA of Acanthopagrus latus (yellowfin seabream), 3303 nucleotides long. Its product is annotated as anthrax toxin receptor 1-like. Bases 1196 to 2761 code for a protein of 521 amino acids. The transcript is spliced from 18 exons. Gene Ontology annotation, molecular function: signaling receptor activity. Lineage: Eukaryota; Metazoa; Chordata; Actinopteri; Spariformes; Sparidae. The record is from RefSeq and is a predicted model, not a curated record. Gene Ontology annotation, cellular component: membrane.
UGUCAUAAUUCUGAGUUUGACGAUAGAAUUCUGAGUUUGAUGACGGAAUUUGGGGAAAAACAACGAAACAAGUUGAAUAUGAAUAAAAAAGUCACAACGAAUCUUUAAAUUUUUUUUUGCUGUGGCCCUGAUUGUCUGCCUUAGGUGUUUCAAUCCAUAGAAAAGAAAAGACAAGGAAAGGUUUUGUCUCAAAGGUGACAAAUAUUCACACAGGAGAGCAGAAAAAUAGUUUGAAAAAGACUUAUUAACCGGCUUCCAUUUUAGUAAACCAGGCAGAAGCAGCAGAUUUUAUUGGGACCUGCAUGUCCUGUGUGAGCGCGGCCAUACGGCUCGAGUCAGACCGUCCAUUAACCUGUCAGGGAGCUGAUGUGUUCUCCUGAGCAGCUCAUGUCAAGUCAUGCGCUGUUGUUUCCCAGGCCAGGACUCAGUAAACACCCAGGAAGAAUAACUUAUACGACAGACAGACGGAAAGUGUGUUGACACUACGGUGCACAGCGCUGAUUCAGUCCCAUCAGUGUGAAGGGGCGCUGCGGGGACUCCUGUUGACAAGCUGCGGCCACAUUUCACUGACGGGAGCCCACGUCGAGUCGCAGCCUCAGCUCCCUCCGCUCCGCUUCAGUCGACAGAACCCUUUCUCCAUUAGAGCCAGAUGUUCCAGAGAAGUUUCUUGGCUGUCCGUGCACUGGGACUCACAUCACAGGAUAAAUGAAAACAUAAGGGAGCGAGGGAAGAGAAGCGGCGCAGCGUGAGGAGGGGCUGCAGAGAUUUCGCAUACUUUUCCUCACAGUCCUGCUUAAUUGCUGGCUUUUUCUCUCCUUUUUUUUUUUUUUUUUUUGCCCUUUUUGCAUUCUUCUUUUGAUUGCUUUGUUGAGCCGGCACCUGUUUUCAAAAUCAGGGCUUCACGACACAAAGCACGAGUUCAUAAGAGAAGAAACUGACGUGGCACUCUGUUUUUUUUGUUUUUUUUGUUUGGCAUUUAAGAAUGAGCCGUGAAGCCACAUGAGAAACAGUGGAAAGAUUAAGCAUCAGCAUUCAGAAGGAAAUACAACGGCUGCAGCUCGCUGGCCUCUUUUGUGAAGUUGCAGUGUUGAAUGCACAGACGCUCAUUUAGUCUGGCAGCGUGCAGCACUACUGGAACGAGAUCUAUUACUUUGUUGACCAUCUGGCUCACAAGUUUAUCAGCCCUCAGCUGCGGAUGUCUUUUAUUGUGUUUUCAACAGAAGGAAGGACUCUCAUGGCACUAACAGAAGACAGAGAGCAGAUCCGGGCCGGGCUGGAGGAGCUGAGCAUGGUGCAGCCAGGUGGAGACACCUUCAUGCACAGAGGAUUCCAAAGAGCAAGCGAGCAAAUCUACUAUGGGACUGGAGACGGUUACCGGACAGCCAGUGUGAUCAUCGCCCUGACGGACGGUGAACUGAGAGAGAAUCAGUUUGAUCUGGCACAGAGAGAGGCGGGCAGAGCGCGCCAGUUGGGCGCCACUGUGUACUGCGUGGGAGUCAAAGACUUUAAUGAGACGCAGCUUUCGACGAUAGCUGACAGUAAGGACCACGUCUUCCCCGUCAAUGAUGGAUUUCAGGCGCUGCAAGGGGUCAUUGACUCGAUCCUGAAGAGGUCCUGCAUUGAGAUCCUGGCUGUAGAGCCCUCCAGCAUCUGUGAAGGAGAAUCUUUCCAGGUGGUGGUCAAAGGAAACGGUUUCCUUCACGCCCGAGACGUGCAGAAAGUUCUCUGCAGCUUUCGCAUCAACGACACCGUCACUUUGAUGAAAAGGCCUUUGGUGGUGAGAGAUAUCUACCUUUUGUGCCCAGCUCCUGUUCUGGAGAAAGAGGGAACGUCUGCCACUCUCCACGUCAGCAUGAAUAAUGGCCUGAGCUUCAUAUCGAGCUCUGUCACUAUUACCGCAGUCACCUGUUCUGAUGGGACCUUUGUGGCCAUAGCUCUGCUCAUCCUGAUGUUCCUGCUCACCAUCGCUCUGCUGUGGUGGUUCUGGCCUCUCUGCUGCACUGUGGUCAUUCAUGAGCCGCCUCCUCCAGUAAUAGAGGACAUCUCUGAUGACGAGGACGGUUUUCCCAAGAAGAGGUGGCCCACAGUGGAUGCCUCGUACUACGGAGGGCGCGGAGUCGGAGGCAUCAAGAGAAUGGAGGUCCGAUGGGGAGACAAAGGCUCGACCGAAGAGGGAGCCAAACUGGAAAAAGCUAAAAACGCUCGAGUUGUGAUGCCCCCGGAAGAGUUCGACCCACCGCAGUCUUACUACACUGUGCACAAAACCAUCCGCCCUCAGAAGUGGUACUCUCCCAUCAAGGGCAAACUGGAUGCUCUGUGCGUAUUCCUGAGAAAAGGCUACGACAGAGUGUCUGUGAUGAGACCUCAUCCUGGAGACAAGGGCAAGUGCAUAAACUUCACCCGAAGCAAAUCCUACCCCGCUCCUCGCUAUCCCAUCUACAACCACCCCUCCACGCCCGUCUACACGUUGCCCCACAGUUACCGCCGCCGUCCGUCAGACGACGACAACCUCUCCAAUUUGCCCCCCUCGCCAACUUCAACUCUCCCCCCUCUCCCGACCACCCCUCCCCCGUCCUCCACCACCCCUCCCAUGUACUACACGCCGCCUCCAAACAGAGCCCUGCCCCCGACCAACAUGAGCCCGGUCUCCGCACCGCCGUCACCAACUGGCUCCCUGCCGCCUCCACCUCAGGGUCCACCUCCGUGUAGAGCGCCUCCUCCGUCGCGCCCUCCUCCACGCCCCAAUCAUGAGAACCACUGAUGAUGAUGAUGACGAUGAUGAUGAUGAUGAAGAACCAAAGAGAUGAAGAGGAGGAUUCAAGCUCAGGAUGGAAACAUGAAAAGACCUUCUCACUGUGCCUCUGUUUAAUUACAGAGUGAGAAUGUGACUUUACAAUGCAACUAGCACCUGCACAGUAAAAACUUUUGACACUUACGUCUGUUUUCCUCAACAAGUGGCUCAUGCAUGAUGUGCCAUGAACUAAGUUUUCUUUUUUUUUUUUUUUAAGUCUAGAAAGUGCUAUUUAGUGUAGCAAGCACAGCUUCGGAGCUUAAUUUGCUAAUUUCUUUGGAACAUUUCUUCCUAAUGGCAAAUCAGAAAAAUUGGUCAGGUAUUGCACUGUGCUUAGGACUGGUAUAAACUUGCAUUUUAGCCUUCGCCUGGUCUAAAUCUUUUGACCUUAAUCUAAUCUUUUAAAGUCAUGAUUUUAAGCAGCAGAAAAUCCAGCGGCUCUGCAACAGCGUCAUGUGUUUUAUACAUGCAGGUCUGUAUAUUUUGUGAAUGAAUAUUCAAUAAAUCACAGA